Trichoderma citrinoviride is the source of this 1251-nucleotide messenger RNA. RefSeq lists its product as hypothetical. The record is from RefSeq and is a predicted model, not a curated record. The coding region runs from base 1 to 1251 and encodes 416 amino acids. The transcript is spliced from 5 exons. Lineage: Eukaryota; Fungi; Ascomycota; Sordariomycetes; Hypocreales; Hypocreaceae.
AUGUCGACGGGCCUUUCAGUGCGAGACAAGCUCCUUGCGGGCGUCGCUUUCAACCUUGCUGGAGGACGACAGUUGAUGCAGCAGCAGCAGCACCCGCAGAUGGAACAGGCGCCUCAUAACAGGUACCAGAUGUAUGGUCCGGUGGCCAGCUUGCAGCAAUCCAUCGACGAGGCAUUCCGUGUGGAUCCAAGCAUCCGCGAGAAGCUGGAAGACGCUCCGGAUGCAGAGACGACCAUCACCCUGAGGGAGGAUGUGGAGGCCGAUCUCUUGGAGAUGACCUUGGCUCAGCGGAGGAAGAUUCUGACGGAGCAUUUCUGCCAAAGAGUGGAUCAGAGAGCGGAUAUGAGUCGACGCCUACAGGCCAUUAUGAGAAUGCACAACGAUAAUCCCUUUGCCCCCAACGUCGAGAACCCAGUCGAGGAAGGCCAAGGCGAAGCGUUGCGCCUGUUUCUGCGCUCUGCAUGCCGUGAUAACGGCUAUCGAAAGCUCGAGAUGGAUCUUUGCGGGUUCAUGAGCAUCUCCGUUGAGAACGACAUGACCGGCGAACCCCUCGGAUCGGUGCCUCCUGAGCCGACCGUGGAUUGUGCAGAUAAUCCGUGUCUGAGAUCGGAUGGCGGAACCCUGACGCUGUUUGAGACGGACGUGCAUGACCAGUUUGGCCGGACCACCACUUGGUUGUGGUGGAAGAUCUGUAAGCCACUGGAGAGCCACGAGCCGAGCGACCACCACCAUCCCGCGCCAGAUGUGGAAGUCCUGGAAGAGUCCUGGCAGAUGGACGCUAUCCCUGGCGUCGAGACGACUGGCGACUACAUGAUGCAAUGCGCGAUACCCUGGCGCAUGCGCGGCGAGGACAAGGCCAUCACCCGGCGGAGGAAGGGCGUGGCAUACCGGUACAGCCGGGAUGGCGUUCCCUGUCUGGCCAUGUCGAGGAAGACGGGAGAGCUCAAGGACGCGUGGUGGGGGUUCCGGGACCACGAGGUUGACGUUGUGUCGUGGCAGCUGACGGAGCGAGACAUGUCGACCAAUAGUUGUCUCGUGCAUGGGCUUUCGGCGGUCGAUGCCGAGUGGGUGCAUGUGCCGCCGGAGCAGCAGCAGCAGCCGCAGCAGCAGCAGCAGCAGCAGCAGCAGGAGCAGGGAGAGCCCAGGAAGAGGCCAGCGGAGGGGACGCAGAGGCCUCGGGGGCCGAAGAGGGCGGGUGGUGAGCUGAGGCCGUCGGGACUGAGGAACGAAGUGCGCGAGGAAGACUGCUAG